AUGAAAGGUGAACUAUUUAUGUCAUCAGUCGAGGAGUCGGUCUCGAAAUCGAUGCAGGAGGGCAAAAUUCUGGUCGUCUACAACUCGAACGGAGAUGACUUGUGGUUAAAUUCGUGGUUCCAGAAUAGUAUUAAAGAUGAAUUAAGGAAGCAUGCUGUUUGGCUGAAAUUGGUGCGAGGAACUGAACAAUUUACGUAUUUUGAGCAGAUUUUUCCAUCUGUGGAAGUGCCCAGCUUUUAUUUGAUUCAAAAUGGUCAGAUUCUGUCAACUAUACAGGGAGAGGACCGUGAAAGGUCUCAUUGGAAUGAGCUUACGAACAAACUGGGUCUCGAGAAGAAACUUUCUGUUGCUUCUACCGUGCCUGCCGCCAAGACAUUUAAGGAACAGAUUAUUGAGACCACUCGGCAGAAAUACAAUGAACAGCUUUUGAGGGAGAAAAAGAAUGCCGAUGAAGAGAGGGAACGUAUCUUGAAACUGGUUGAAGCUGAUAGAGCAGAAAGAAGGGCUCGUCGUGAUCGUUCAGCGACAAAAUCUGCGGCAGAAUCUAAUGAGAUACACGACAAUAUAAAGAAUCCCCAAAAGCUGCAUGCCAAAACCUGUACUCUACUGAUAAAGCUAACAAACGGUAAGAGCAUCACAAGGGAGUUCGGGUCAAAGAGUACGUUGAAUGACGUGAGAAAAUGGGUGGAUAUAGCACGAACUGAUGGUGAUGGACCUUUUGCUUUCCAUAGAAGCAUACCACGAGUGACGUUUACAGACUCAGAUGAAUUAAGGAGCUUGGAAGCUCUUGAACUUUUACCCAGGUCAGUGUUAAUUAUCAAACCUUUGGACAACGGAUAUGGGGACCUUAAUGUAGCUGAGGCAAAGGGCCCUGGGCUUCUAGGCAAAGUUUUUAGUGGAAUCUCAUCCUGGUGGGCUAAAGACGGAGGAAAUUUACCCAAUACAACGAAUGUGGAAGAUCAAAAGGACAGCGCAGAGGAUGGGACGUUCAACCCGGACAUGUCUGCAAGUGGUGUGCCCACCGCCAAUGAUGAAAUCAUGCAUGGUUCACCAAAUUCCUCUAGGAUCGAUUCACCAGUUUAUUCAGCUCAUGAGUAUCACCUGAGGCACAAUCCUUCUGAGCUAAGUUUGCCUUCCAGAUGCGUCACGCCGAAUGUUUACCAUUUUGUUAAUGCAGAGGAUGAGGAUAAAGAUCGUUCCACAUACAACGGUAAUACCGUCAACCUAGAAAAGAAAAAAAAGAUAAUGAGUAAAUGCAUUGCUAAAUUAUUACUAAAUAAUGAUUAA
Messenger RNA from Torulaspora delbrueckii, 1287 nucleotides. RefSeq names its product UBX domain-containing protein. The transcript has a single exon. Gene Ontology annotation, molecular function: protein binding. Bases 1 to 1287 code for a protein of 428 amino acids. Lineage: Eukaryota; Fungi; Ascomycota; Saccharomycetes; Saccharomycetales; Saccharomycetaceae. The record is from RefSeq and is a predicted model, not a curated record.